Ambispora leptoticha is the source of this 681-nucleotide messenger RNA. The record is from the annotation of a GenBank genome assembly. Lineage: Eukaryota; Fungi; Glomeromycota; Glomeromycetes; Archaeosporales; Ambisporaceae.
AUGAAAGGGAGCGAAGUUCCAAUUUCUAAACUUUUGAAUGAAAGUUCUAAUUACCCUAGAAAAAUCGAGUCAAACGACAUCAAGCCGGAUGUUUUUUUUCUACAAAAUAAUCUUUUCGCACGAGAGCUGUCACAUACAACAGUUAUUGAACGACAUCAAUCUCAACGAAUUUUGGAAAAGUCUGUCACUUCGAGGGAACAAAUUCAUAUUAAUCCGCUCCACAUCUCAUCUUUAUUUUCUGCGCCGAAACAAUUUCUUCCUAGCAACCGUAUUCAGGAAUCACUUAAUCGUCAUCCAAUCAUCCUUCCACCACCAACUGUUCACGCACGGAACUUUACGCAAACCAGCACAUCACUAUCACGAUCCACUUCAUCUUCAAAAUCUUCAUCAUUACUCACACACGAAUAUAAUCGAUCUUACAAUCGUGCCACCUCGAAGACUAUCGAAGAAAAAAAUGCGUAUCGUCUUGAGCGUAAUCGCAUUGCAGCAAAACUCUCUCGUGAUCGCAAAAAAAUUUACAUCGGACAAUUGGAAACCCGUACUUCUAAGCUUUCUGAAGAAAAUGAUGCACUUCGCAAGACAGUUACGCGAUUGACAAGUCUAUUGAAACAGAUGACUGAUGAGAAUUCUAAAUUGAAAGUAGUUGUAAAAGAAUUACAAGCGAAAAACUUAAAUGAAUAG